GAAGCUCGAAUGCAAAAGAGGCAAGCUCGAUCCCAUCGGGUUCAUUGACCCAAACACAGUUCAUGUAGUUACGGUUCGAGACUACCCCAAGGACACAGAGGACAACAUGCUAAUGUUUUUACAGAAGCAAGCAGACAAAGAGGAUAUAUUUUUUCCCUACAAUUUCAACUUUCACUUUAUUCUCCUAAUCAUUCAGCUUAAGAAAGGAGUCGUACUUGUAAUGGACUCGAAACGUUAUGAACAUGCGGAAUGGGAGAACAUGGCUAAGCUGCUCCAGAGGGCUUGGAAACGGUUCAUCAAUGUUGUUCCAGGUGAAUGGAAACCGGAGCUUACAUUUGAAGAUUAUCCUUGUAUGAGGCAGGAACGCGGGAAUAACUUAUGUGGAUACUACGUUUGCGACUUCAUUCGUGAGAUGGCUGUUUACAGGGAUGCGGAGGACGCUAUACACCACUCUCGUAUGAUAAGCUUGCGGGACUCUCUCAUAACGGAGGCUCGCAUACGAGCAAUCCAAGAGGAACUCGCGGGAUUCUUUCUUAACGAGGCCCUUUCGCCAAAAGGAGAAUACUAUCGGCAGUACAUAGAUCUUACUGACACAAAGAGGACCGACAUUAAUGUACUGUAAACAAUGCAUGCAUUACGUGUACUGUUGACGAUGUCUAUAUAUUCAUGACGAUCUUUUGUGGUUUCU
Lolium perenne is the source of this 688-nucleotide messenger RNA. NCBI's taxonomy places the organism in Eukaryota, Viridiplantae, Streptophyta, Magnoliopsida, Poales, Poaceae. The record is from RefSeq and is a predicted model, not a curated record.